Aspergillus steynii IBT 23096 is the source of this 1960-nucleotide messenger RNA. Its product is annotated as putative transcription factor TFIIE complex alpha subunit. Gene Ontology annotation, biological process: transcription open complex formation at RNA polymerase II promoter; transcription initiation at RNA polymerase II promoter. Gene Ontology annotation, cellular component: transcription factor TFIIE complex. The record is from RefSeq and is a predicted model, not a curated record. NCBI's taxonomy places the organism in Eukaryota, Fungi, Ascomycota, Eurotiomycetes, Eurotiales, Aspergillaceae. The transcript has 3 exons. The coding region runs from base 355 to 1674 and encodes 439 amino acids.
CGAGUUUCUUUCACACCUCUCGCCGACCCAGCGUCCUCCAUCCCCUCGGGUACUCGAUCAACCAGCACCUCCACCUCGACAACCUUCACCUCCCCGUCUCCAUCCCAACGAACCAACCCCCAGCCCCAACGAAAGAAAGGAUGUGGCUGUUUUGAGCGAAGGGAAGCUCAGUUCAAGCAUCGCAGCGCAGCGCAUCACAUCACAUCACAUCCGAACCUACCUCACCACCUACCUUUAUAUAGCGCAGAGACGCCAAACCUAUGACCGACCUGCGCACCGCAAGCGCCCUCCCCUUCUUGACCUAAAACUUCACGACCUGCGCCUGUCCCAACCCCGGAGAAAAUCACACCAACCAUGGACCUUGCAAAUACCCUCAUCCGCACCGUGGCGCGCGCGUUCUACGAAACGCGCCAUAUCUUGGUCGUGGAUGCGCUGUUCAUCCACUCUGUUCUCCACGCCGAAGACCUCGCCUUUCUCCUAGGAAUGCAACAGAAAGAUCUCCGCAAGCUAUGCGCCAAGUUGCGCGAGGACCGCUUAAUUUCCGUAAGCACACGCGCCGAGAUCCGCGACGGGUCGACCCGGCCCGUUAAUCGCGAAUACUACUACAUCCCGCUGCACCCGGUGAUCGACGCGAUCAAGUUCAAAGUGUCGCGCCUAACAUCCACAAUCAAGGCGCAGUACACGCCCAGCGAAGAGCGCAAGGAGUAUGUGUGUCUGCGGUGCGGGGCGGAAUGGACGGAGCUGGACGUGCUGAGCCUGUACUCGGAGGAAGGAUUCGAGUGCCAGAACUGCGGGGCGAUCCUGGAGCGCACAGAGGACGUCAAAGGCACCGAGGGGAUUGACCGCACCGGCCACGAGAAGAACAGCAAGCUCAUGGCCCAGCUCGACGCCAUGCUAAAGCUACUCAAGCAGAUCGACUCCGUCGAGAUCCCGCCGAACGACUUCGACGCCGCCUGGGACCAUAAGGUCGAGGUGGUGCGCAACCAGGCGAUCAACCCGACGCGGACGGCGGUGGCCGUGCCGUCGAAGCAGGAGAUGGUGCGCGGGAACACCAAGACGGAUGCCGGCGCGCUGGAGAUCUCGUUGACGUCGACGGAGGAGAAGAGCGCCGCCGAGCAGGCCGAGGAGGUGGCGCGGAAGGCCGCCGUCGAGAAGCAGAACGCCCUGCCGGUGUGGCACACGCAUUCGACCGUGUCCACGGGCGCCGGGAACACCGGCGUGAAGAGCGAGGGCGGCGUGGAUAUCAAGCCCGAGAUCAAGGACGAGGAGGACGAGAAGCCCGCCGUCGACGCCCUGGACGAUAAGCUGGCCGCGUACUACGCCGAGAUGGAGCGCGAGCGGGCCCUGCAGGCGCAGGAGGAUGCCAGCAGCGCGGACGAGGACUCCGAUGAGUUCGACGAGUUCGAGGACGUGGGCGGUGUUUCGGCCAGCGAUGCCGCAUCUCCGGCCGUCGGGAACGGUGCGCCGACCAGUGCUCCGCCGACGUCGUCGGCCACGGGGAUCAAGCGUGAGCUUGAUGCGGAAUCGGGUACGAGUGGCGUGCAAACCUCGUCUGCCACCCCGUCCACUGGUGCCGUUGAUGAUGGCCCGGCCGCGAAAAAGAUCAAGGUGGAACCUGAGAUCAAGAAAGAGGAGUCGGAUGAAGAUGACGAGGAAGAAUUCGAGGAUGUCUGAUGGCAACCCACCAAGUUGUAAUUCAAGCCUCCCGGGUGAAUAUCUCAAAUCCGCAAUAUGGCGCUGGCGCCAAGGACUGAAUCUUGCAAUUAGAAAGAAGGGGAAAAGAAAGAGAAGGAAAAAAGAAAGAGAAGGAAAAAAGAAAGAGAAGGAACAGCCCAACUGGAUCUGGCAUUGAAUCAUGAAUAGACUUCUGGUUAUUCUUUGCUUUCAUCUGGCCUCUAAUGAGUCAAGCUCGCUCGGCCUAUCAACUCCGAUUUUGCAUUCAUCCUGUAUUAUAACUAUG